Molecule: messenger RNA, 2699 nt
Organism: Amyelois transitella
Lineage: Eukaryota; Metazoa; Arthropoda; Insecta; Lepidoptera; Pyralidae
Exons: 4
Coding region: 199-753 (184 amino acids)
Source: RefSeq, a predicted model, not a curated record
AAUAACAUGUAACCCGGCUGUGAAAGUUUUGUGUAUUUUCGUAAAACCGAACACGGUCAGUUAAUAUUUAAUUUUUCAUUUUGAAACGACCGUUGUUUUGUUUUGUGUCGAUGCAAUUUCGCAACUGGAAAUAAAUAAGAAACUUCUGAUCGAUUGUUCCUACGCCUUUUGCUAUCUAAAUAAAAUUCAGUUAUAACAAUGGCAGAAUCUCUGUUUGAUAUAUUUGGUGACCACCUCACGAAGCAAGCUGUAAAAAAUGUUUCCCGCCAGCCGCUUCACAAUAUUGAAAAUAUGGGCAAGAUGGUAUCUUCGGGUCCUGUUAAACCCAAUGAACCGGUAAAGAAAGGAGAAGUUAAGAAAUCGUUUUUGUCCAAUGCUGGAAAAGCGUUGCAGUUACAAGGCCUUCAAAUUACUAAUACGCCAGCUAGAAAGAUGUUUUCACCCAAAGCUGUGAAUGUAAGCUGUAUGAUUUAUAAUGACUCGGAAACAGAAGGAAAAGGCUACUCCAUGGAUGAACUGAAGUUUACCAAACCAACAUAUAAAUAUGACAACUACCACCAAGACUUGCUGGACUACCUCCCGAUCCCGGAGCCGGAGAUCAAACCAGAGCUGUCUCCCCCUAACACCCCUCCACCGGCCACUAAGAACUUCUCUAUGGAAUUUGACUGCUCAUAUCAAGAUGAAUUUUUCACAGAUGACUUUUCAAACGAGAGCAUUUUAGAUGAAGACCUUGGCCUUCCUGCUUUGUAUUGAUUUAUUUAUAAAUACUUGAAUAACUUAUAAUACUAUGUCAUGUUACUAAAUGUGGCUUCGUACCUAUUAAUUUAUUUAACAAAUUGAAAAAACUUCUUCUACUGACUGAGCCCAAUAUGUAAGUAAAAGUUAUAUCCAGCGUUGUAGCGUGGCACGCGCGACGACGUUUUUAUCGCGCGAAACUAAUAAAACUAUCGCUGUUUCGCUUUUUUUUAUGACGUGAAACUGGACAGUCAGCCGUGUGGUUCCUGGCACCAAUACAAAAAAGAGUAGGACUACUCCAUCUCUUUCCCAUGGAUGUCGUAAAAGGCGACUAAGGGAUAGGCUUACAAACUUGGGAUUCUUUUUUAGGCGAUGGGCUAGCAACCAUUUGUCACUAUUUGAAUCUCAAUUCUAUCAUUAAGCCAAAUAGCUGAACGUGGCCAUUCAGUCUUUUCGAGACUGGUGGCUCUGUCUACCCCGCAAGGAAUAUAGACGUGACCAUGUGUGUGAAACUGGACAGCGAUAGUUUUAUUAGUUUCGCGCGAUAAAAACGAUUGUUGCGCAUACCAUGCUACGAAGGCUGGCAAUACUUAUAUUGCAAUCUAUGUAUUGUAAAUGACAAAGAAACAUUUUGUUUAACAGUCAACCACACAUCAAGUUUUUAUAUUAUGUCAACUCGGCACGGAACUAUGACAUUGAAAUAAACACAAACCUUUAGUGAAUUUUGGCAACUUGAUAUACUGUUGAUUGUACAUAAAAAAACAGAGGGGUCAAGUUUCUAUGCAGGUGACUGUUUCAGACCAAUUUAAUAUAUUGUCAAUUUAUACAUAAACAAUUUAAUGGAAUGUAAGAUCAUUUCAGUCACAGACAUAGAUUUAGCUAGAUACCGCAAGUACAAUAUGUAUGAAAAUAAAUUGUGGCAAAUCUUCUACUUUGUAGUAGACUGGAUACGCUCGUAAUUCCACUCGAUCAAACAAAUAAAUCCCGUUUUUUUACCCGCGGGAUUUUCAGGAAAUGUUCUCUUCGUGCACUCCUAAAACAAAUAAUCUCAUUACCUUAGCCGAGCGAAUUUCGGGAAAUCCCCGCUCAGUGCGCCCCUAGACCAUAUAAAGAAUCUACAUGCCUUCAAGUCAAGACUAAAAGCGGUUUGGGCUGUGCAGUCAUCAGUGUCCUCUUUUAUAAGAAGAUAAAACGAGUUAAGACAAAAGAUUUUAUAAAUUUGGUUCAUAAUGAUAUUGAAUGAAACAAGUUUCAAAAAAGAUCCAUUAUUUUUAUCUCAUUUCAUGCACAUGAAGCUUCGUGUGAACACUUGUGCGGUCUAGCUAAACCUAUGUCAGUGGAUUAAGUUGAUGAGCUCACGGGGAUCUUGGUGGACGACUAAUUGACUCGCCGUAGCAUCUAUAAAAUAGUAAAUCUACCCAUGUACGAAGCCUGGGGCAUAAGUUGGAAUGUGUAAACAUAAUCCAAUAUGGGUUAGGCUCCUUUGCAAAGAUUAUAGAGGUCAAAUAGUAUCUGUUUCAAAUUGUGCUAAUUAAAAACAGAUUUAUUUCUCUGUGUGAAAACCUGACUUACAUGCAUAUAAUCACUUCUUUAUCCCUUACCGACGGGGUAGACAAACUAAUCAGGGGUAGGCAACGUUUAGCUGUAUGAUUUAAAGAUGGCAUUGAGAUUCAACUUGACUUACUGAGCCGAAAUGUGGUCAAAGGGGCAACUCUUGCUUGUCCGUUGAGAGGCGAGUGCCUAACGCCAGGUGGAUGAUUAUUACAUGUAAGUAAGAUAUAAUCUUUGUAGAUCACAGAGUAAGGGUUAGUUCACACCGAGACGCGACGAGGCAUUUGACGACGGUGUGAAUUGACCCUUAGAUGCUAUGUGUUGAAAAUUAAAUGCUACAUGAAUAUACAUAUGUUGUAAGUUUCUAAAACUACCUGUAUCCAACAAAUAGUAUAUUCCGCCUGUAUAAUAAA